AUGAAAAGGAGGAAUCGGGCAGGCCUCGACCGUGGACGGCGACUUAGGGUUAGCUUCAUCGGCCUUGGAGGCGACGGCGACGGCGACGGCGGGGAAUUGGGAUUCAUGGCGUGCGUAGGGGAGGAGGAGUUGAGUUGGGAGGACCUCUUCUUUAACAAGGCGGCGAUGCUGGCCGCGGCGCAGGAGGAGGGGGAGGCGGAGAAGGAGAAGGCGCGGGAGGCAGAGGAGAAGGCGCGGAAGGCGGCGGAGAACCGGCGGCGACGCCUAGCGCACCAGCAGGUCAUGGCAUCCAUCCUGGAGCAUGACCCCAAGACGAAGCGCAAGGUCUACACCCGCUACUCCUUCAACGACUUCUCGGUCUUCGACAUCAACGCCGAGUCGCCUAUCCCUCCAAUGCGAUACACCAAGAGGUGUGUAGAUCGUUUGAAACUCCAAGACACUGCAAACAUACUUACUGUCAAGAUAGUCUCCUCGGAUAAAGGCUUCCCAAUCGAUGUGUAUGGCACUAUCAUCGCUAGAGACAGCAUCGACCACAAGUGCAUGUACCUCUUUAACCGCACCGGGGACAAUUGCCAACCUAUCAAGUCAAGGGAUGAAAAUUUGAUCUUAACUGGCCCAGGUCGAGGUCUGGUAUUACUUGAUUUCAUAUAUCUGGAGAUAGAUCUUAAAAUCAAGGUUGGUGAAGAGCCUCUAAGCGAGCAAAUCAGCAAGGGUUUGCUUAUGAUUGAUGGACGAGUUCUGCCUAGAGACGAAAAGGUUGCUGUUGCACAUCAAACUCUUGAGAGCUGGUUUAGUGUUGUGGACGUGAGGUAUGCAACUCUUCUUAAUGCUAUCGAGGGUACGUUCGAGAUCAAGUUACUCGAGGGAAGUUUUUGUGGAAAGAUCGUGGCUGGCAUAGAGGGCAUUGAGCCUAGGAUUGUGAUUUAUAAUAGCGAGGAAGACGGUGUGGUGUCUUGUGAAGACCGUGCAGUUAUCACACUCCGGCGGCGUGUCAUGACCCUCCGUCUGAAUGGUAUGCUCACAUUUGGCUUUGCAGUCCCUGGUGGUGCUGCUGCUGCUACUAGAGAAUGGGAAGUUGAAUUCACACCACGACACCGUGGUGAAGAGAAAAGGGAGAUCUCUUGUGGUACUGCCAAGCUUCAAGUGAAGGUCUUUUGGUCCAUGCUGGACUAUAGGCCGUAA
Triticum urartu is the source of this 1182-nucleotide messenger RNA. RefSeq lists its product as uncharacterized. NCBI's taxonomy places the organism in Eukaryota, Viridiplantae, Streptophyta, Magnoliopsida, Poales, Poaceae. The record is from RefSeq and is a predicted model, not a curated record.